AUGAGCGGAAUCACGAACGCCUGUCUGUCCUGCUUCUCGACAGUUGACCGAUGGUGCCAUAUCUCAGCUUGUCUCGGCCCGAUCGGAGGCCGCUCAAGGGAUGGUAUUUAUGAAACCACUUUGGCAGACAAUGAGCGCGAAGCGGUUUCCGAUCUUCUGGGUUACCUUGAAAACAGGACCGAGACCGACUUCUUCGCCGGUGAACCCCUUCGGGCCUUGAGCACCCUCGUCUAUUCCGACAAUGUCGAUCUCCAACGAAGUGCCAGUCUGACAUUCGCUGAAAUCACGGAAAGAGAUGUGCGCGAGGUCGAUCGAGACACGUUGGAGCCCAUCCUCUUCUUGUUGCAGAGUUCGGACAUUGAAGUUCAACGUGCUGCUAGUGCAGCACUAGGUAACCUGGCUGUAAAUGCGGACAAUAAGGUGCUGAUCGUCGCUCUGGGAGGACUGGCUCCUCUAAUACGGCAGAUGAUGUCACCAAAUGUGGAAGUGCAAUGCAAUGCGGUCGGUUGCAUUACAAACUUGGCUACCCAUGAGGAUAAUAAGGCUAAGAUCGCUCGAUCCGGUGCCUUGGGCCCGCUGAUCCGUCUAGCCAAGUCGAAGGACAUGCGUGUACAACGAAAUGCCACGGGGGCGUUGCUGAAUAUGACACACUCGGAUGAUAACCGACAACAACUUGUCAACGCCGGCGCUAUCCCCGUUCUUGUUCAAUUGCUCUCCUCUCCCGAUGUGGAUGUACAAUACUACUGCACUACCGCCCUCAGUAACAUCGCUGUCGACUCGUCGAAUCGCAAGCGCCUGGCUCAAACCGAGUCCAGGCUGGUUCAAUCACUGGUGCACCUGAUGGAUUCGUCAACACCCAAGGUCCAAUGCCAAGCGGCGUUGGCACUGCGCAACCUUGCCUCGGACGAGAAAUACCAGCUCGAAAUUGUUCGAGCCAAGGGUCUUCCGCCCCUCUUGCGACUGCUGCAGUCAUCCUACCUUCCUCUCAUCCUAUCCGCCGUCGCGUGUAUCCGCAACAUCUCCAUCCAUCCCCUGAACGAAUCGCCUAUCAUCGAUGCGGGCUUCCUCAAGCCCCUGGUGGACCUGCUGGGAUCGACCGACAAUGAAGAGAUUCAGUGUCACGCCAUCUCGACCCUCCGGAACCUUGCCGCAAGCUCGGAUCGAAACAAGGAGCUGGUCCUGCAGGCCGGCGCUGUUCAGAAGUGCAAGGACCUCGUCCUCCGUGUGCCCCUCAGCGUUCAGUCGGAAAUGACUGCUGCGAUCGCGGUUCUGGCUCUGAGCGACGAGUUAAAACCGCAUCUCCUUAAUCUGGGGGUGUUUGACGUCCUGAUUCCUUUGACGGAAUCGGAAAGCAUCGAAGUGCAAGGGAACAGCGCUGCGGCGCUGGGAAAUCUCUCCUCUAAAGUGGGUGACUACUCCAUCUUUGUGCGUGAUUGGGCAGACCCGAAUGGAGGUAUUCACGGCUACCUCAACCGCUUCCUCGCCAGUGGCGACCCGACAUUCCAGCAUAUCGCCAUCUGGACUCUGCUUCAACUUCUGGAAUCAGAGGAUCAAAGACUCAUCGGAUAUAUCGCCAAGUCUGACGAUAUCGUUCAGAUGGUCAAGUCCAUCUCCGACAAGAAUAUCGAAUCGGACGAGGAGGAUGCUGAAGACGGGGAAGGCGAGGUCAUUGCGCUGGCUCGGCGAUGCCUCGAAUUCCUUGGGAACGGUCACAAGCUUGUAGAAGCCUAA
Messenger RNA from Aspergillus luchuensis, 1731 nucleotides. RefSeq names its product protein anchor VAC8 (gene vac8). The transcript is spliced from 6 exons. Bases 1 to 1731 code for a protein of 576 amino acids. Gene Ontology annotation, biological process: vacuole inheritance; nucleus-vacuole junction assembly. The record is from RefSeq and is a predicted model, not a curated record. Gene Ontology annotation, cellular component: fungal-type vacuole membrane. NCBI's taxonomy places the organism in Eukaryota, Fungi, Ascomycota, Eurotiomycetes, Eurotiales, Aspergillaceae. Gene Ontology annotation, molecular function: protein-membrane adaptor activity; protein binding.